Molecule: messenger RNA, 2615 nt
Organism: Musa acuminata subsp. malaccensis (wild Malaysian banana)
Lineage: Eukaryota; Viridiplantae; Streptophyta; Magnoliopsida; Zingiberales; Musaceae
Product: hydroxyproline O-galactosyltransferase GALT2
Cellular component (GO): Golgi membrane
Molecular function (GO): carbohydrate binding; hexosyltransferase activity
Source: RefSeq, a predicted model, not a curated record
UCUAGUGGCGCUUUCAAUCUCGAAGCUGAGAUCGCAUUUGGACCGUCCGAUAACCGGACCCGCAACACCCUCUCUGCUUCCCGGUCUUCUUCCGUUCUCCUCCCCACGGGUAGGGUUUCGUUAGAUCUGUCCGUCCGGAGCGGAAAUCCCAUUGGUUGCUAGCCCUCCUCGUCCGAUCUCCACCGUUGUCCAACUUCCGCCGUAGAUCGACGCAUCUCAGUCGGUAAUCUCUCCGCCCGCUACGGCAUCCGGGCUCCAAAGUUUGCAUCUUGGCGGCAGCCUUGAGAGGCGAUGAGGGGCAGAAGCACUGAAUCCUCUGGGACGAGGAGGUGGAGGCUCUCUCAUGCUCUCCUGGCAAUUGCAUUGAUCUACUUGGUCUUUAUUUCUUUUAAGUUCCACCAUUUUCUUGAGAUCGCCAAUGCAUUGAGCGGCGACGACAGCUUCUCCGGCCUCGACCGGCCAGUCAACGACCUUACCUCCCACCACCUCCACCUUGGCCAUACGACUCCUGUCUUGGUCCACCAUGAUACCUUCCACCGGAAACUGGAGGACAGCCGGAACCUCCCUCCUGCCCUUCAAAAGGAGCAGCCUUCCCUCAGAUUUGCACCGAUUAAGCCUUUCCGGCGCUGGUUCGGUCGUAAAUCUGGAGGUAACUUGACGCAGCUGGAGGCGAUGGUCGACGAGGCAUGGACGCUAGGCCAGAAGGCUUGGGAUGAUGUGGAGAGUUAUGACCCUGUGAACAACAAGGAUGAACUACCUGUCACAGGAGGAAAGCCUGAGUCUUGCCCUUCAUCGCAGGCGAAGAGUUCGGCUGAAAUGAGCUCUGAUGGGGAGCUCCGCCUGUUUCUUCCAUGUGGCCUCACCGCAGGCUCUUCGAUUACAGUUGUUGGCAAGCCUCAGGAGGCCCAUGAGGAGUAUGUGUCCCAGCUGGCAAGGAUGAGGCAUGGGAAUGGAACUGUCUGGGUCUCACAGUUCAUGGUUGAACUUCAGGGAUUGAGGGUGGUGGAUGGGGAGGACCCACCAAAGAUCCUGCAUUUGAAUCCAAGGCUCACAGGGGACUGGAGCAAGAGACCUAUUCUUGAGCUUAAUUCAUGUUACAGGAUGCAAUGGGGCACAGCAAUAAGGUGUGAUGGCUUGCCUUCAGGAGAUGAUGAUGACACAGUUGACGGGUUCAGAAAAUGUGAGAAAUGGGCUCGUAGCGAUAUGAUAGACACAAAAGAAUCUAAAACUACUUCAUGGCUGAGGAGGUUUAUAGGUCGCGCAAAGAAGCCAGAAAUGACAUGGUCUUUUCCAUUUGUGGAAGGAAGACUGUUUGUCUUAACAAUACAAGCUGGUGUUGAAGGUUAUCAUAUUUUUGUUGGAGGGCGACAUGUAGCUUCAUUUCCAUAUCGACCGGGAUUCACUCUUGAAGAUGCAACUGGAUUCGCAAUAAAAGGAGAUGUUGAUGUACACUCGGUGUAUGCCACUUCGCUUCCCACGUCUCAUCCCAGUAUUUCACUUGAUCGUGUCUUGGAAAUGUCAGAGAAUUGGAAGUCUCGUCCUUUGCCUGAAAGUCCAAUUGAUCUUUUUAUUGGAAUUAUUUCUGCUUCAAAUCAUUUUGCUGAGCGCAUGGCUAUUAGAAAAACAUGGAUGCAAUCUUCUCAAAUCAAGUCAUCUAUUGUGGUGGCUCGCUUCUUUGUUGCACUGAACCCAAGGAAGGAGGUAAAUGCUAUGCUAAAGAAAGAAGCAGAAUAUUUUGGAGAUAUUGUCAUUUUGCCAUUUAUGGAUCAUUAUGAGCUGGUGGUUCUCAAGACAAUUGCUAUUUGCAACUAUGGGGUUCAUAACUUAACCACUCCAUACAUUAUGAAGGGUGAUGAUGAUACUUUCAUACGGAUAGAUGUUGUGUUAAAGGAAAUAAAGCGGAUCUCUCAGAAAAGACCAUUGUAUAUGGGGAACCUUAAUCUCUUGCAUAGGCCUCUCAGAAGUGGAAAAUGGGCUGUUUCAUACGAGGAGUGGCCAGAGUACGUAUACCCGCCCUAUGCUAAUGGGCCUGGCUACAUAAUUUCGAGAGACAUCGCAAGGUUCAUUGGUUCCCUUUAUGCCAAUCAAAGCCUAAGGCUAUUCAAGAUGGAGGAUGUAAGUAUGGGCAUGUGGGUUGAACAGUUCAAUGCUUCUAUACCAGUACAAUACUCUCAUAGUUGGAAGUUCUGCCAGUAUGGAUGUAUGCUGAACUAUUACACUGCUCAUUAUCAAUCUCCUAGGCAAAUGCUUUGCCUUUGGGACAAACUGGCUGGGGGGCGAGCCCAAUGUUGCAACUUUAGAUGACAAGUUCAGUGGUACGUGUGCUUUGUUUCCCCCAUCCCCAUUUUGUUCUUUUUAUAUUGACAUUCACCAUGGUGAAAACAGCAUCUACCGGGGGAUUUUGUUAAAUGAGUGUAUAUGUUUUUCUUUUUCUUGCAACCAAUUUCUAUCAUCCACUAGUUUGUCAGGCAGCACGUAAAAUGAUAAGAUUGAAGGACACAAUUUUGAGGACUCUUUUUUGUUCCAAGUAAGAUGGAAGACAUUCUUUUUGGAUGUAUACUUGCUGUACCUUGAAACUUAUGUUGAUGCUAAAACAAAGAUUUCCUGCUUAUUUU